AUGUUCUCAACAAUCGGUUCGUACAUCUGGAGCAGCGCCGGUUUCGACAGCCCUCUUUCAGAAGUUGUCUUCAGCAUCAACGGCAAAUCUUAUACCGCGAAAGCUGAGAGUGUUCCAGUGGACACUUCACUCAAUACUUUUAUUCGCAACUAUGCACAUCUCUCCGGAACAAAGUUCAUGUGUCUGGAGGGAGGAUGCGGCGCGUGCAUCGUAAACGUGUCCGGAGUCCAUCCUGUCACGAAGGAGACUAGAACGUGGUCGGUGAAUUCGUGUUUGUUUCCUGUGUACGCAUGCCAUGGCAUGGAUGUCAAAACGGUCGAGGCCUUGGGCAACCGGCUGGACGGUUACCAUCCGAUCCAGGAGCGACUGGCGCAUAUGAACGGAAGCCAGUGUGGAUACUGCUCGCCGGGCAUGGUGAUGACCAUGUACAGCUUGAUGGAAUCGAAGAAGGGUUCCGUUUCGAUGGAAGAGGUCGAGAAUGCUCUCGGGGGUAACAUCUGCCGCUGUACCGGGUACCGGCCGAUCCUGGAUGCGUUCAAGUCGCUCUCCACCGAUGCCGACAAGGAGCUGCUGGACAUUGAGGAGCUCCGGAUUUGUCCCAAAACGAACAUGGCGUGCUCCGGCGAAUGCCCGACGGCAGCUGCUAAGAUCGACCCGGGACGUCCGGUUCAGCUCGUUUUCGACGACGCAAAGGAAUGGCAUAAGGUUUUUACAAUCCCGGAUAUUUUUACCAUUUUUACUAAUAUUCGAGACCGACCGUACAUGCUGGUCGCAGGAAAUACGGCCCAUGGCGUAUAUCGGCGCAGCGAGUCGCUGGAGGUCUUCAUCGACGUCAACUCCGUCGAGGAACUUCGCAAUUACUUCCUAACCUCCAACGAACUGAUCGUCGGCGCCAACGUUACGCUGUCCGAGUUUAUCGACAUACUGACCAAGACGUCGAACAGAAGACCCAACUUUACCUACUGCCGGGAGCUAGCGAAGCACCUGAAUCUGGUAGCGAAUCCUGCUGUUCGCAAUGCUGGUACCAUCGCGGGAAAUCUGACCAUCAAAAACCAACAUCCGGAGUUCCCAUCGGACGUUUACAUCCUGCUGGAGGCGGUUGGGGCAAAGUUGACGAUCGCUGAAUCGCCAUCGACAACAUACCAGAAGACACCACUGGAGUUCGUACAGAUGGACAUGAAGAAAAAGGUGAUCAAAAGCGUUUCCCUUCCCUCGAUUGGUCCCUUUACGAACGUUUUCCGAACGUUCAAAGUAACUCCGAGGGCGCAGAACGCUCAUGCGUACGUCAAUGGGGCUUUUUUGCUGAGGUUUAGCAAUGACAAGACCACCGUCAAAUCGGUAACACUCUGCUUCGGAGGUAUCAACCCACAGUUUACUCAUGCUACCGGAACAGAAAUUCUUCUGGCCGGUAAAAAGCUGUUCGACAACAAUACCCUUCAACAAGUGUUCAAUUCGCUCACCUCGGACCUUCAACCCGAUAGUGUCCUGCCGGACGUUUCCGCCGACUAUCGGAAAAAUCUGGCCGUUUCACUGGUCUACAAGUUUAUACUCAGUGUAGCGGUGGACAAUGGUGUUACGGUCGGUCCUCGGUUCAUGUCCGGCGCAUCUACCCUCCAGCGUCCGCUAUCGUCCGGACAGCAACAUUUCGAUACGAUCAAAAAGAACUGGCCCGUGACGAAGUACGUACCGAAGAUCGAGGGACUAGCGCAGGCAUCGGGUGAGGCGAAGUACGCGAACGACUUGCCAUCGUUUCACAACGAGCUUUACGCCGCGUUUGUAGUGGCAACGAAAGUAAAUAGUACCAUCGGAAAGAUCGACCCACUGGAGGCUUUGAAAAUACCCGGUGUCGUUGCAUUUUAUUGCGCGAAGAACAUCCCUGGAGCUAACAAUUUCGUUAGCGACGCCAUGAUCUUCUAUUUCCCAGAUGUGGAAGAGAUUUUCUGCAGCGGGCGUGUCCUCUUCCACGGCCAACCGGUCGGUGUGAUUGUGGCCGAGCGGUACGAGCUAGCAAUCCGCGCCGCCAAGAAGGUGCAGAUCAUCUAUGAACGAGUGACGAGCGAACCAGUCUACCCGACGAUUAAAGCGCUGCUGGAAAACCAAGUGAAGGCCCGCAUCGUAGAUCAUCCGAUCAGCAGUCGGUCUCAACCGUCCGUCAACCUGGAGGCAUCGGUGAAAAUCCAGGGUACACUGGCGAUGGCCGGACAGUUCCACUUCUCGAUGGAACCCCAGACGUGCGUGUGCAUACCGACCGAGGACGGCAUGGAUGUCUACUGUGCCACGCAGUGGAUCGAUCUAACACAGGUGGCGAUGUCGGCCGCACUGAAGAUACCACAGAACAACCUCAACUUUAUCGUCCGCCGUCUUGGCGGUGCCUUUGGCGGAAAACUUACCCGCGCCAGUCAGGUUGCUUGUGCCUGUGGACUGGCGGCUCUGCUGACCAGACGCCCAGUACGCUUUGUAUUGAACAUCGAAACAAACAUGGGCUCCGUGGGCAAGCGCUAUGGGUGCAUCAGUAACUACCAGGUGAAUGUGGACGCAAAAGGCAAGAUACUGGACCUGACGAACAACUUCAUGCAAGACUACGGCUCAAAUCUGAACGAAAACGUCGUCGACGAUGCAAAGUUUGUGUUUGGCCAAUCGUACAACUCGAGCGCUUGGAAGGUGAGCGGAAAAGCCGUCCUAACCGAUGCACCACCGAACACGUAUACACGCGCACCGGCCACGACCGAGGGUAAUGCAAUGGUCGAGACGAUCAUGGAGCACAUUGCGUGGGCUACCGGGGUCGAUCCGAUGGAGGUACGGUUGACCAAUAUGCCGAAGGAAAGCACACAUCAAAAGAUGAUGCCCCAGUUCCGGCAGGAUGUGGAGUUUGACAAGAGAAGGACAAUUAUCGACAAUUUCAACGCCAAGAAUCGUUGGCGCAAGCGGGGUAUCGCCAUCGUACCGAUGCAGUACCCUCUGAUACACUUUGGUGCCCUGCAUGCACUCGUUUCCAUCUACGCCAAGGACGGAACAGUAUCGAUUACGCACGGAGGAAUCGAGUCCGGUCAAGGAUUGAACACGAAGGCGGCACAGGUGGCUGCAUUCAUACUGGGCGUACCGAUGGAGAAGAUUUCCAUCAAACCAACGAACAGCAUGGUCUCCCCGAAUAGUGUGAUGACCGGAGGCAGUAUGACUAGUGAAGUCGUAUGCUACGCAAUUAAGAAAGCAUGCGAAACUCUCAACACCCGUAUCCAACCCGUCAAGGAUGAGCUGAAGGAUGCCUCAUGGGAAAAAAUUACCCAAGCUUGCUAUCUGCGAGACAUCGAUCUGAGUGCACUGCAUCAAUUCACAAAGGCCGACUUGAAGCCAUACAGCAUUUGGGGCGUGAGCUGCGCCGAGAUAGAGACCGAUCUUCUGACCGGUAGCAUUCAACUGACCCGAGUCGACAUCCUCGAGGAUACGGGCGAAAGCUUGAGUCCCGGAAUCGACAUUGGACAGAUCGAGGGAGCGUACAUUAUGGGCAUCGGGUACUGGCUGACGGAGUCUCUGGUGUACGACAUGACCACCGGUGCGCUGCUGACGAACCGUUCGUGGAACUAUAAGCCUCCGGGAGCAAAGGACAUCCCGGUGGACUUCCGUAUUCGGCUUCUGCAAACCAGCGACAACCAAUUUGGAGUACUCCGUUCGAAGGCCACAGGAGAACCAGCGUUAACGAUGAGCAUUGGAGUAAUCUUUGCCUUGCGCUAUGCGCUACGUUCGGCCCAGAAGGAUGCCGGAAAACCGGACGAUUGGAUUCCACUGGGAUCGGCUACGACCCCGGAGCAGAUCUACCUCAGGUCGUUCAACUCUAUCGAUCAAUUUAAACUUAAUUAA
Molecule: messenger RNA, 3855 nt
Organism: Anopheles coustani
Lineage: Eukaryota; Metazoa; Arthropoda; Insecta; Diptera; Culicidae
Exons: 9
Coding region: 1-3855 (1284 amino acids)
Molecular function (GO): FAD binding; iron ion binding; 2 iron, 2 sulfur cluster binding
Source: RefSeq, a predicted model, not a curated record